Messenger RNA from Dermacentor silvarum, 762 nucleotides. RefSeq names its product isatin hydrolase. The record is from RefSeq and is a predicted model, not a curated record. Lineage: Eukaryota; Metazoa; Arthropoda; Arachnida; Ixodida; Ixodidae. Bases 1 to 762 code for a protein of 253 amino acids. The transcript is spliced from 4 exons. Gene Ontology annotation, molecular function: arylformamidase activity.
AUGAAGUUUCACUUUGGCAAGCGGCACCUAGGCGAGAUUUUGGACAACAAGACCUUGUGCUCGUUUGGCAAGGACUACCGGCCAGCGGCGUUUCCGAUGAAGGGAAACGACCGUUUGCCACUGGGAUUCUUGAUGGUGGAGCUGCUCAGAGAGAACCGCAGACGGCCCGUGCAGCGCCUCGUCAGGCAGGUAGAUGUGAUGGAAGAACCGAUUCACGGUGGUACCCACCUGGACUCACCACUGCACUUCUACAAGGAUGGCUGGGAUGCCUCUCAGAUACCGCUCGAGAGGCUGCUUUUUUUGCCAGUGGCAUCCGUGGACGUACGGUCACGGGCAGAGUUAAAUCCAGACUACCUGCUGUCCGUGGACGAUAUCUUAGAAUGGGAAGAUGAGUACGGGCGCCUGCCAGACGGCUGCCUCUUCCUGGCUCACACUGGGCACUCCAAGCACUGGCCUAAUCGCACGGCGUACAUGGGCAUAGACGGGAACGGUGACAAGCACUUCCCAGCGCUACAUCCGGAAGCGGCGUCCUUCCUAGCUGCGAAGCGCAGCGUUUACGGCGUAGGCCUGGACACGCCCUCUGCGGACGCCGGCAACGGUUCUACAGCGCAUCGAGCCCUGAUGAGCAUCAACGUGUUUGUCCUGGAAAACCUUGUUGGUCUGGAAAAGUUACCGGCCCGGGGAGCGUACGCGCUUGUGCUUCCGCUUAAGCUCGACGGCGCCAGCGGUUCACCUGUACGCGUGGUCGCCCUAGUGCCAUGA